Menidia menidia (Atlantic silverside) is the source of this 1290-nucleotide messenger RNA. NCBI's taxonomy places the organism in Eukaryota, Metazoa, Chordata, Actinopteri, Atheriniformes, Atherinopsidae. The record is from the annotation of a GenBank genome assembly.
UUGUGUGGGUCUGCGUCCCGUGGUGCCUCAGUUGCACAGUACCCCUUUGAAGACCACAACCCUCCUCAGCUGGAGCUGAUUAAGCCGUUUUGUGAAGACCUGGACCAGUGGCUCAGCGAGGACGACAAUCACGUGGCGGCCAUCCACUGUAAGGCCGGGAAGGGCCGCACCGGAGUCAUGAUAUGCGCUUAUCUCCUGCAUCGCGGCAAAUUCCUGGAGGCCCAAGAAGCACUGGACUUCUACGGCGAAGUCAGGACAAGGGACAAAAAGGGAGUAACGAUCCCCAGCCAGCGCCGCUACGUCUACUACUACAGCUACCUACUGAAGAACCAGCUCGAGUACAAGCCCGUGGCGCUGCUCUUCCACAAAAUGGUGUUUGAGACUCUCCCCAUGUUCAGCGGGGGCACCUGCAGUGAGUCACGCUCGUGUUCGAAUCCCGCUCCAAACCGGGGCGUAGGCAUGCACGCCGCUCAGACGGUGGGGCGCUUUGGCUGCGCUGUAGGGCUCACCCACGCCGCUCCCCCAGGGCCAAACCCAGCCGACCCUACCGUUAAAAACAGGAGCGAGCCGACCCCACAGGGCUUCAAGAAAGGGAAUUGGCAUUGGGAUCCCCAGUUUGUGGUCUACCAGCUGAAAGUCAAGAUUCACACGUCGAACCCCGCCCACACGCGGCGUGAGGACAAGCACAUGUUUUUCGAGUUCCCGCAGCCGCUGCCCGUUUGUGGAGACAUCAAAGUGGAGUUCUUCCAUAAACAGAAUAAGAUGAUGAAGAAGGACAAAAUGUUUCACUUCUGGGUGAACACCUUUUUCAUACCCGGACCAGAGGAAAGCGCGGAAACGAUAGAGAACGGGGCGGUGAACAACGUGGAGAGCCAGCAGGAGAGGCCGGCGCCGGCCAAGGGCCAGCCGGGAGAAGUGGAGCCAGGUAAGGGCCAGCCUCCGGUCCAGCUGCAGAGCCAGCUGCCCAGCCAGCCGGCCAGGCAGCCGGCCAGACCCGAGUGCAGGGACAGCGACAGGGACUACCUGGUGCUGACGCUCACCAAGAACGACCUGGACAAGGCCAAUAAAGACAAAGCAAACCGCUACUUCUCGCCAAACUUCAAGGUGAAGUUAUAUUUUACGAAAACGGUGGAGGAGCCUCCGAACUCUGAGGCCAGCACUUCGACAUCCGUCACCCCGGACGUUAGCGACAAUGAGCCAGACCAUUACCGAUACUCUGACACCACUGACUCUGAUCCAGAAAACGAACCUUUUGAUGAAGAGCAGCACACGCAAAUCACAAAAGUGUGA